AUGCAUCUUCAAGUUACAAAGGGUGCAGACAAUAAGUGGACGAUAACCAAGCUUCGUGAGUCUCUAAGACAGUAUAUUGUAUCCAGAGAAAAGGCAGACAUACCAAAACCAGUCAGUGCUAAUUUUGUACCUGAUAGAAGAGUUAAUCCACAGUUUCAAAGAUCAACAAAUACUUUUAAGAGCUACAGGGGUAAUUCAACAACAAGUACCACUACCGGAGCUCUGACUGCAUAUGACAAGAAAGGACAUACGCCUCUAACGCAUCAUCAAAAACAACAACAACAUAAGAGAGUAUGUAGAUUCUGUAGUAAAAAUCAUUGGAGUGACGAAUGUCCGAAGUUUAAAACAAUCGACGAAAGAAAAGCUCAAAUAAAGGGAUGCUGUUACAAAUGCUUAAGAGAAGGACACAUGUCUCCUGACUGUAAAAGUAUACGUGUUUGUGUAUAUUGCAAUAAAUCAAAUGUACACCACAGAAGCUUAUGCCCUGAAAAAUUUAGAAAGGCAUCUCUGCAAGAAAGUGUAAAUUUGUUAGAAGAAGUAGCAUGUGUGUCUGAAGAUAGAGCAAAACCAAAGGAAAUUCUUAGAAAUUCUACGGAUGAUAAAGCUUGUAUUGAAAGUGCUUUGUUAUCUUCUAAUGAAAUAGUGAUGAUGCAAACAUCGCGCACUGAGAUUUGUGAUCCAGAUGGUCAAAAUAAAAAGAAAGUAAGAAUCUUAUUAGAUUCAGGGUCGCAAAGAACAUACAUAACCGAGAGACUGGCUAAAUCUUUGAACCUCAAGAAGAAAAGUAGGCAAGAGAUUCGUCUAGUUACAUUUGGGAGUGACAAACCUAAAGUGAUUAGAACCAUGUCUACGCAAUUGAAUAUUCAAUUAAAGGAUGGACAGAAUUUCGCUAUAACAGCAAAUAUUGUUCCAACAAUUACAGGAAGCAUUCAAAGAAAACCAGUGUCAAUAUCUAAUAACGGAGAGUUCAGAUCGUUAAUCAAGAAUCUUACUCUAGCGGAUGAUAUACCGACUGAAGAAUACACAGAUUCUAUUGAUUUGCUGUUGGGAAAUGAUUAUUACUUAGAUAUAGUGUUAGGACAUAAAAUAGAAAUUCAGCCAGGCUUAUACCUCUUGUCAUCAAAACUUGGUUGGAUUCUUUCAGGAAGAACAAGUGAAAUCGAUGACAGCGUUACUGAUGCCAAUAUGCUCAUAUUAUCAUAUGGCAAUAACAUAACUAAGACACAAGUGUUUACAACAGUUGACAAAUGUGUUCCAAAAUUACCUGACAUAGAAGACUUUUGGAAUAUAGAAACAAUAGGAUUGAAAGAUAGCACAAAUGGAAGAACUGAGGAUGAUCAAGCGAUAGAUGAGUUCAAAGAAAGUCUUGUGUUCAAAGAUAACAGAUAUUAUGUCAAGUGGCCGUGGAGAGGCGACAAUUAUGAAGUUCCAGAAAAUCGUCCUCUAGCUUUUGGACGACUUAAGUCAUUAGUGAAAAGGUUCAAAGAUAACCCAGAUGUAUUACAGAAAUAUGAUUCUGUUAUUCAAGAUCAGCUUGAAAAGGGAAUUAUAGAAAAAGUUGAGACCUCUGAAAAGAAUAGACAUAUCCAUUACUUACCUCAUCACGCAGUGAUAAAGCCUGACAAAUCAACAACAAAGCUGAGAAUUGUGUAUGACGCGUCAGCUAAAUCAAAGGUUGAAAAUAAUAGUCUAAACGACUGCCUUUACAGAUGA
Molecule: messenger RNA, 1713 nt
Organism: Ruditapes philippinarum (Manila clam)
Lineage: Eukaryota; Metazoa; Mollusca; Bivalvia; Venerida; Veneridae
Exons: 1
Coding region: 1-1713 (570 amino acids)
Biological process (GO): proteolysis
Molecular function (GO): zinc ion binding; aspartic-type endopeptidase activity; nucleic acid binding
Source: RefSeq, a predicted model, not a curated record